AUGAUAUUUGAUAAUGAAUCGGGCGUUAUUGGUGCUCUCGCUCAUAAUACAGCUGAGGAAACUCAGCAUUCCAUUGAUCCCGAUCAUACAGACCAAAAAUAUACGGAGUACCUACCAUAUUCUGAUGAUAAUUGCGAUGAAAUUGUUGAUGACCAUUUUCAACGAGGUGAAAUAUUUGCUCUUGAAAAUAUACAUUGUCAUACUGAAGAAGGAUUUGUCCCCAAUGUUCCAGUUCAUAUUAAGUCAAUUGUGACUGAACGUACUAAUGAACAUUCUGGAGCGUUCCUUGAUCCAUAUUUUAACCAAGCUGAAAACAAAGAAUACCCAUAUUUUCCAACAAGAGAUGGUACAAUGGCAUUUACUGAUGAUUCCAUUGUUGAACAACGUUGUCCAAUUCUUGUCGAUUAUCUCAAUAAAGCUCUUCAACAUUCUAAAUUUCGUGCACACCCAGCAACGUGUCAAUUUUUUGGCAUCAAUUGUUUAUCAUUCGUUCCUGGCUUAUCAGUUAGCCGAAAAGAAGGUUAUCUACAAGAACAAUCUAUUAAUUAUUAUUUUGAUUAUCAUGCUUUCUUGCGUGCAUCAUAUUUUUGUGAUUUAUGUAAAUGUCAUGAUAGUUCAAAAUGGUUUAUUUUUAAAGAUAUUUAUAUGAUUGAUAUACGACCUGAUAUACAUGAAAUAUGUUUUCCUAUGUUAGUUGAUCGUGAUUUUCAAAUUUCAUUUGAUAUUCAAAAUAUUGGUUAUGAUGAUGAUAUUAAAAUAAUCAAUUCACAGCGUAUAUUACUUAUUAAAUGUCGAACAGCACAUAAUUGUAAUGAGUGGGCAAAGCAUUUAUCAAGUUCAACUGAACAAGUAAAAGAUGUUGUCAAUAAAACAUGA
This is a messenger RNA of Rotaria sp. Silwood1, 876 nucleotides long. The record is from the annotation of a GenBank genome assembly. Lineage: Eukaryota; Metazoa; Rotifera; Eurotatoria; Philodinida; Philodinidae.